Molecule: messenger RNA, 16144 nt
Organism: Formica exsecta
Lineage: Eukaryota; Metazoa; Arthropoda; Insecta; Hymenoptera; Formicidae
Exons: 32
Coding region: 991-14718 (4575 amino acids)
Molecular function (GO): protein binding
Source: RefSeq, a predicted model, not a curated record
UUCGCACGCAAAGAAAAAUUCAAGGAUAUAUGUCGUUUUAUACACUAUACAAGGAUAUCAUGGAGAGAAGGACGAUCUUUCCUCUUUGCAGUAGAAACGAAUCAUCGAAGAACUGCUAAAGAAUACAAAAGAGUGCAAUUCUCUUUUCAUCCUAGACGCUUGAAAAAGGAAGAGCAACCAGUGUUAAUCGCGCGUGAAAAUGUCCCAAGAGUACGCGUCACCGUGUGGAAGACGAUAAAACGCGUACCGGGAUAAUCAUGACUAGAUAAGCGCAUGGCGGAUAAAAAAUGAAUAGAGGGAAAGCCAGGAUCGGAUUUGUAGGCUCCCCGCAAAACUCAGAAUUUCGGGUUGCCGUUCAAUGGAUUUUUUUGCAAGUGUUUCAUAAAUAAUCAAUUGAAAAGAAAUCAAAUAUGUUGCCAAAUAAUCCGCGGAAAUUUGCGGCAGAGAGAGAAGCAAAUAGUCAUGAGAUCCAUGAAUAUAAAACGAAGGUAAGCUCAUUUCCCGAAGCAGUCUUGAGGGAGAUCACGCGCCCCCGCGGACGGCGCGAGUACGAGAUCUGUGGUGGUGGGGGAAGGUACACGCGCGGAUUACGACGUGCGUGGGAGCGUGAUGGUGGGGGAGGGAGGACGCGCGCUGUCAGUUCAACGCGAGCCACGGACGAGUGCGGAUCGCGCGCGUGCGCGCGCGCGAGAUUUAACGUCGUGUUUGCCGUCAGCCGUGAGUGGGCGUCAUCGCGUCCAUACGUCGUCGUCGUCGUCAACGACGCGGUUUCUUCGCCCCGACUCCACCGCCCUCGUCGCGAAGAAAAUUUUGACAGUCGCGAGUGUGACAACGGACUACGAUCUGUGAUCUUUGUACGCGACGCCGACGCGAGCCGUCGUCUCGUCCUUAACUCGGCGCGAUUCGCGAGAUGCCAGAUACGCGUAGAUAAAACGCGUACGCGGGAAAAACGGAUGCGCGUGUCGACGACUUGCUGGCUGUCGACGCGGGAUGAGCGCCAGAGAAGUCACCCUCUUCGGCGGUUCCCCCUGGGGCUUCCGCAUGCACGGCGGAUGCGACACACAUCAACCUCUGCGCAUCUCCAGGGUAAAUCCGGGAAGCAAGGCAGCCCAGCAGGGAGUGAGAGAGGGUGAUCUGAUUAGUAAUAUUAAUGGAAGGAGCACUCGAGAUUUGACCAACAGCGAGGCGCACGCUCUGCUACGUAAUUCCGGGGAACAGUUAAAACUCGGUCUCAAUCAGGAAAAUAUCGGCUCGCCAAAGAGAAGGAUCUACAAAAGUAGUUUACAAGAGAAUACCACGACCGAGAUUCAGAAUAAGAUCACCACAAGGACCACAACGACCACGCGCACACGGUCAGAAGCGGAGAAGAACGUUGCCAAUGACACAAAAGUCGAGCAGAGGUACGCCAAUCAGAACGGUGCUCUGAAGAGCUGCCCGGGCGAACAACGAAGCGACAUUAAGAAAGGAUAUUACGAUCUCUCGGAUUACGCGACCGACGCGGAGGACAUCAGCAGCGUCGGGAUGCCGCAGGGUAACGCGCGCAACCGCAGCCGCGGUCGCAGGAAUCGGCAUCGACGAAACCAUCCGUCUCUUCAGCGACCUUCGGCGAAUGUGGCGGAGUCGUCGCCGAACGUCGAGCAGAGGAAAUCCGAGGAACAACUACCGGCGUCCUCGAGAAACGGGGGCGACGACGACGACAACGACUCAAAGACGAACGACUCCGUUUCGGAGAAUGCCAUUUCGGAGAAUGCCGAUUCGAUCGAAGGCGGAUCGUUGAGUCCUCGAUAUCGAAUCCGCCCGGACGAUAGACGCAGGGUCGAGAAGAUCGAACUGAAGGGGUCUCGUCCCGGGAUAAUCGAGAUUACGACCGUCAGCAGUCUACCCCUCGAGGCGACGAUCGGCCAUAUCGCCGGGGUGGGUAUCCUGGAGACGGGAAGCGGCGACCGGACGACAGUGACGAUAUCGGAGCCGGUAGAAUCGAUACGGCCGUUUCCUGGGUGCUCGAGUACCAAGCUCUCGUCAGCGAAUGGAAAUCGAUUGGAGAUUCGGGAAGUCGACGACAGCGAUACGGAGGUCGAUUGCCGGCCGACGAUCGUCGAAUUCGAGUCUGCCGUGGAAAAGGAACCGAUCGAAGGACCAAGGAUUUUCGAAGAGCUCGAAGAAUCCAAAUCGAAUGAUCGAAUCGGGCAGCAAUUCGUGCCGCAAAAGAAGUUCUCGAGACCGGAAACGGAAUUCCCGACCUCGAUGUGCGCCACCGUGAUGCCCAAGGAUGUGGAGAGGAAGCUGCGGAACUUUAUCGAGGGCCUACAACUGCCGAGCUUUUCCGAGGAAGUGACGGAGGAUGAUGGACGAUCUCUCGAGAAAAACGUGUCUCGAAACGUUUCGACAGAGGAGAGUAAAUCUGUUGAAAAAGCGGCCGUCUCAUCGCGCCGGAAGAUGAGGAAACGCGCGAUGUCGACGGCGUCGCAUUACGCCCGCAACUUCCUGGACAUCAUACAGGAGGAGGGCGAGAGGCUGUCGGAGGACGAGGCGCAACACAUCAGGGAUUUCAUAAACGAGGAGAUUAGCAAAUAUCGGCGCCAAGAUAGACAUUCCGCCGAGAAGGCGAUGAACGAUACCGAAGCAAAACAAGACGAUUCUGAAAAGAUCGAAAGAGCUUCCGAGAAGCUUGAAUGGGAUAUUAAGAUUAAGAUUGAUACGACAGAAAAUGAUGUUUCGGAAUUGCAUUCGUGCGAUAAAGCGAAUAAUUGCGAAGAGGUCGAGCAAAAUAUCGAGCCGAGUUCUGUUAAAAAUGUCGCAAAUUCUGAAAUGCAGGUAACAGAGGAUAUCAUAUCUGCUGUCAAAAUAACGAACGAGACAGCGGACGCUAACAACGACAAAGAUGACAAGCUAUCUCAUGAAUCUGUGGAAAUUGUGGAAACGAACGCAACGCAAGACAAUUCAAGGAUCGAGAAUCAUAUCGAGAUCUUGGAAAAGGAUGCUAAAAACAAUGUCGGCGAAGAAAGUUUGGCAAAUAAUAAAGAGGAAAUCGUUGAUGAGGAAAAUGCGACGGUGAAAAGUAUUGUUACAGCGAGCGACAUAAGUAAAGCGGAAGACAAUAAAUUAUUGACCGAAGUCGAGACACUUAUAGAAUCAUCAGAGAAACGUGACGUAUCACUAAAAGAUUUCGCCGAAACGCGCACGGUGACCGACAAUCCCAGUGUAUCGCGAAAGGAGGACGAGGCUGAUUCAUCCUCGAGUCUUUCGGGAACGAAACGAUCUCCGCCUCUUCCGCCGAGGAGAUCGUCCAGUUUCGGCCACGAGCCUCAGAGACCACCGACGCUACCUGAAAUAGACUAUAUCUCGAGCGACGCGAGCAUUCAUCCACUCGACGCGAAUGGCGAGUCGACGAAUUUACUCGCGCGGAAACGCGGGAAUCGCGAAGCCGAGGCGGCAAGUGAGUCGCCGCGACGACCGGAGCUUCCUAAAACUUUCGGAAAUCCCUCAACGUCAAGGAAGAUUCGCAAAGGCUCUUCUUUCGGAAGAUUGCAUGAAUCUGCUUCGAUUAUCGUUGACAAGAGCUGCGUAAACCAGGCGGACAUUUCGAAGAGAAACGCCAAAGACGGCCGAUUGAUCGCGUCAUCGGGUAUUCGCGACGAUGAUCCGACAUGCUUGCGCGGCGUCACGUUGGCAGACACGGUGAGCACGGAAAUAACGCGUCGCGGGGAAGGGAAGCCUGCGGCGACGCUUGUUGCAGCAGCGACACAUGAUCGAAGCGCACCGUCGAGCCGGCAGGAGGGUGAAGCCGAGGUGCAUAGGUGUCUUCCUUCGCACCGGGACAAUUCGGGGAGGAAGAAUUCAACGAUCGAUGGUUCAUCGAAAGACGAUAAAUCAGACAUCGGUCCGGAUUCCUCGGCGAAGCGUGGAUCGAGGAUGGGUUCUUCGAGUACCAAGAAUAACAAAGAAAAAUCCGAACGAGAAGAGAGGAACGAGAAAUCGACGUCGAGCUUCCUUCAUCGCGAGCGAAUAAUGAAGAGCGAGAAGAAGACAGAGACGAGGAUAAUCGAACGACACGAGGAAAGCUCGAGCGUUAACCAGCGCGAUAGCCUCCGCGAUUCCAAAUAUUCGACGUGGGAGUCGAAGCGCGAGGAGAGGCACGAGGAAGAAACGCGCAGCUCGUCACGGCAGAGCAACGCGAGGAAUUCGUCCGACGACGAGGCGAGCUCUCAAAGACUGGACGUCUCGACGAGCAAAAAUCCCUCGCCCGAGGGCGACGUUCACGACUCUUCCAGCAGCACUACGUCCUUAAGCACCGUGAAGCAUCGCUCACUGGAGGCAUUGUUGACCGACAUCAGUGCGACCGUAUGCGAAACGAAGGAGAAUAAUUCGAAGAACGAAGCAAAAGAAGAAUCCCUUCUGAAGCGAAAACUCACUCUGCUGAAGACCGCGGGAGCGAAGGUCGCCGAUGAAACGUCAGCGGGGAACUUGGAAUCGCCGCAGCCGGUUCCUUACUCACCCGUGGUGGAUCUUUACUACGUGCCGCUAAACGACGCCGAGGUAGUCUCUCGAGAUGUUCGCGAAAAAAUCUCGAAGGACACGUCGCGACGACCGUCGUCCCUGCGGGAGCUCUGCGUGAAGAGGAUUCUAUCGAUGCCGUUCGGGUCGCAGAUGAUCGACGAGAUCACCGCGCCCAAAUUGAACAUCUUCGAGAGUUUGCGGACUCUGCAGAGGUUUGUGAACGACGUGCCGCGAACGAGAGCGCGUCAGCAACAUAACGAUAACGCCCAGCGAUUAAAACCGAUGCAUGGAGUGAGUGAUGCUCGACCACAUGGACUAACGAAAAUCUCGGACGGGAGCGAGCUGCCGCUUCGGCCUAACGACAUUGUAAACGCUGUUUCAGACCGGGCUAGGUCGUCGACGAACAUUAAUAUUGAGUUGUCAGAAUCGGAGGGCGAAAUGGAGGAACGAUGGCGAGCUCUGUCCACCUCGGAGGAUCCCAGGCUCCUGGUGUGCCUGUCGCCGUCGCAGCAGGCCUCGCGGGUACGCGCGAGCGCGGACACUCUUUUGGACCUUCACCGCAAGUUUCUGAACCGUUACAGCUAUCGGGAUGAACAACCGCGGUGCGUUCCUGUGCCACGAUACCGAGUGCAGAUCCAUCCGACGAUUACGGAGGACGAUGACACGGCCUCGAAAGCGUCUUCUCGAGCGACUAAUCGAGACGCCGUCGAGAGAUCGAGUAGCAGGCUACUGGAGAUUAUCAAGGAGGAGAGGAAUGGUGGAACGAAAACGAUAACCGAGAACGACGCCUCGGAUUUUUUAGAGCAUGGCGGAGGUCAGGAAAGUCUCAAGGUCGCCCGAUCGAACGACUGGUCGAAUUUUGUAAGCCGCGAUAAUCGCCGAAGCGCCACCGCGAACGAGCUAUUCUUGGCGGCGGCGAGGGGCGAGGACGGUGAAUCGGGCGACGAUAAGCCGAGCGGUCAUGUGAUGGAUCGGCUUAGGAUUACGACACGGUCCAAUGUAGCGGAGACCGACGGACAUCGUCCGUUGGCGAACGGCGCGAUUAUCGAUCGAUCGAUGGACGUCGCCGGGAAGAGGACACCGCCUCUUCGAAGAACGGCCGAUCCCGGCAAACACGUGAAUCCGGCGCUGAUUGACGACAGACUCGAGGUACCGCCGUUGCCGAAGCGCGCGGUUACGGUCGACAGAUCGUGUAUCGACACGACGAGCAUCUUCGACCAGAAUCCGCCGAGGAGUCAUCUGGAGCCGCGAAAAUCGCGUCACGAGACCGAGAAACUGAAGCAGGUGGCCGCCGUGGAGAUUAUGGAUAAACUGAAGACGUUGCAGACGGAAACGUCGCGGCGACUCGACGGCGAGAGGAGAGGCUCGUUGCCGCAGGAAUACUUUGUCCAGCAGCUCAAGUAUAUCGAGCUGUUGGAGGAGCAGCUGGAAAAUGUGAUACUGGCGGAGGAGGAGGAAAGGAAGGCCUUCGAGGAAUUCCAAACGCAUUUUCAUCGUACGAAACGGGGCGAUGACGCGAGGAAAUCGUCCGGCGAAGAAACUGAGAAGAAAACCAACGUAAGCUUCGAACGUAAAAUUCCCACCCUUCGCGUCCCGGACGGGAUGACGAACGGAAAAUCCGCGGAAAAUGAGCAACAGAAACAUUCUCGUAGCCACGAGGAGAAGCGCUUCGAAAAUAAUACCUGUCGAAGCGAGCCGGAAAUUCAGAGGGAACAGUGGCGAGAGAAAUCGCGGAAUGUGGAGAAGACUCGCACGGAGACGAUCGAUAAAGCGGGGAGCCGACAAUUUUCAAGAAAGGUAUCUCACGAGAACGGCAUUCACGAGGAAACCUCGGAGAGUAUCGAGCGUGAGGAGUGUCACGUGAUCACCCAGACGGGAAACGUGAAGAGAAUAUCGGAGAACGGUACAUCCGAGCACCGCGAGAAUAGAGUUAACGAGGAUACGCGAACGGAAAAGCCAAGGAACGCUUCCGGAGUGUCUAAUGAGAAAGAAACUCGGUCGUGCAAGAAGACCGUCGACGUCGCGAGAAGACCAACAACGUUGCCGACGAACGGCGAGACGUUUCGCCAACGGAUGUACGACGAGUACGUCGACAAGGUGUUGGAGCGGCAGGAGCGGAAGAGCCACAAGAUCGUGAAGAUCAGCUCGCGCGAGGACAUCGGUCGUAAAACGGACGGCGACAUGAGCGCGAUGGCAAGGGAGUUCAUCGAGAAGGCGCGGAACCGAUUGAACAAGUUCGGGAUCGAUCUUGACGAGAGCGGGACGGAUCGCGAGGAGGACGAGGGCGACGUGAUUAACGCGAAAUUCCUGAUCGACGGCAAGGAGCUGCAGGACGCGUCCGGCAAAUUGCCGAAGCACCUGCGGGAGUUCCUGAAGCUGUCCACCAUGUCCGACGACGACGAGGGCGGGAUUGGCUGCGGUAACAUUGCGAAGGCAAGAGACAAUGACAGCGACUGUCUGCUGCACGAGAUUGACAAAGCUUUGAAAAUCAGCAGGGGAUUUCUACUUGAGCAAGAGAACGUUAUGUUUGCGCCUACGUUUAAAGCCUCGUCAGCUAAACCAGGCGUUUGGUCGCCAGGACAAACGCCAACUGGGAAGGAACCGAGCCCCGUUCGAACCAAGCAACCGCAGAAGAACGAGCCGAUUCCGUCGGUCUGGACCCCGGCCAGCGCCGGCGCGAGCCCCGUCGCCGAGAGGAAGGAAUUUCGUCCCGUGCCAUUCGAGAGUCCUGUGCUGAGCCGGAAGAAGCAACCAAAGGAAGAGGAGGUGCCUCCUCCACCUUGGGACAACGAAGAGGAGAAAAGGACGUUGAGUUCGCGCAGCGUUUACGAGAGUAGCAGCACCUCGCGGAUCGUGAAUUCGCACUCGGCACCAUCCCAGGGAUUAAACGCGCUCGCGUCCGCGCCGCGCUUGCCACGUGCCCAGAAUCCGACCAUCACGUUGCUACAGAAAGCGAGAGAGGGACAAUUGCCAAAAGGCGCGGCUUACUUGGAGGAGAGCGAGUCCGUCAAUAACCGUCCUUCGAGCAACGAAAGACCGUUAAUUUCGCCAGGAGAAAUAAUCUACACCGUGAAGAAAGAGUACGAGAGCGAGCCGGAAACAGAGAAUGAACUGCCGAAGAAGAUGGCCGAUCUGGGCCCUCGAAAAUUUGAGGGGAUCGGCCCGGUGACUAAGGAGGGUAUCCCUCUCGUAUUGAGAUCGGAAGUCAAGGAGAAUAAUCAAGCAAAAUGGUACAAGAGAAUGUACGACUCGUUACACCGCGCGGAUAAAAACGAUGACUACGUGACCGUAAAAUACAAAUCGAGAAGAGGAGGUAGAUAUGGAUACGGAAGCAGCAGCGGAUAUUUGAGUGAACCGGAACCUCGCGCAUACUCGGAUCGAUCCGUUACUCUCGAUAGCCGUCGACGGCUGCGCAACAAAGAAAAUGACUUCACUACGGCGACUAUGCCCAGAAAGAAUGGGGGGCUAAAGUACUCGACGGAGAUUUACAAAAAUCAGCCUGGUCGCAUCGAGGACUAUGAACCAGGACGCUCGUCGAUCGCCGAGAAGGAAGCUAAAGAGUGGUGGGACGAGGUCAUGGACAUAUUUGACGGGUGGCUGAAUGAAAACGGACGUCCUCAGCACGCGCAGGCCAGGAUGGAGUCUCUACGCGGUGAUGUCCGGCAGUCCCGCAUCCUCAGCCUCUCCUAUCGGCCGGAGGACAGUCCUUUCGAUCAGCGUAGCCACGCACGGGUCGCGGCCAAGCCGUAUAUAACUCAUGCUCUCAAAGAGUCAGGAUACGAAAGCGACUCGACGUUGGUGUUUCGUCGAAAGGAGGACAUUAAUCCACUCAGUCUUUUGGAACAGAGACUGGCGUACAAGACGGUACAGAGCGGUGGUGACGUACCCCUCCAUGGGCUUCGCAAGCCAGCCCCGGAACGUCCGAAGGACGACUCCGAGAUCGAGUAUUUCCCGAUCUCGCCGACCUUGACGAGGAUUCGCGUGCAUCGGAGAAGCGCCUCGAGUACAUCGACCUUCUUCUCCUCGUUCUCGCAGACACUUCGAUCGGUACCGUUCUCGGCUGCCUCAAGAACGACGCCGGUCAUGAGAGCUUCUCCUCAUAGCUCUCCGUCGCGAGCAAUGUCGGCGUCGAGACCGCCUUCGCCGCCCCGAAGAAAGUCCUCGCGCCACAGCAGAACUCUGAAGCUAUACUCGGAGAGCACGCGGCUGAUCGAUUGCUCGCAUUCUUCGUCGAAACCCCGGCACGAACAGUGUUUCGCACGCGCCGACAGUGUGACGAGUAUCAGAUCGCUGAGGGAAAAAUUCUGUAGCAAUCUCGAGCGGCAUCGACGAAAUCGUGAGCAGUUUCACAGCGCGAUUAUUACGCGUACAUCCUCAAGCAGCCCAGUCACUUCAAAGACCACCAAAACGUCCGGUUUUUUCUCCAAUUCCUUCAACAAGAGAAAGUCGGAUCCCUGCCUGUCACACACUCAAUUUGAAGGAAGCAAAAAAUUAAACUUGCCGUCAAGCACUACGAGAAGUUACAUUUGUUCCUUAGUAUCGCCGAGGACCAUACGAGAAUCUUCCACGAAGAUUGAUAAACUUGCAACGGUAAAAGUACCAUCGAGAUACACUUCUGUGACCAAAGAACGACAGAGAUCUCCGGAAAGGAGCCAAAUUGGCACGAGAUCGGAUCAUCCUUUAUCAAGUGAAAAGAAGAGAGAAAAGCUUCGUCUGACGAAGAAGGAGCAGGAGCAGUCGUGCAGGAGGCUGAGCAAAUCACCGGCAGAAAUCUCCUCGCCAGUAGAGGCCAGGAAAGCUUUGCAGAAGCAAAAAGAGAAGGAAGCGAGAGACGUGCAGACUAGAGUGCUUUCGUCAGGCACAGUGGUAAAGAGCUCGACGAUUCCGUAUGGUUCAUCGAGUAAACAGAAGCGUUCAGUAGACAAAUCUCUUAAGAUCGUCGUGGCGGUCUCGCCCAAGGGACAGGAAUUAUUGCGAAAGACGUCUGAACAAUCUGCAUCGACGAGAAAGACAUCGAGUUCUCAGCUGAAAUCUCCCCCGAAAAGCACGUCGUCGCAGAUUGCUAAAAAGAUCCUGUCGGAACCGAAAAAGACAAAGAUUAUCGCGAAGCCGCCGGAGAAACUGCUCGUCAGUAAGGAGUCCUUACGCUCGGUGUCUUCGUCCUGUUCCGAGGUGAAUAGUGAGAUAAGCAGGAGGAAGCGACCUCGUGAGAAACCACAGACGAUCGUCAGGACUCCGGUUAAAAAACCGGAAACGAUACGCGUGGGCGUAAACGGCAACAGGAAAAAGAUGGAAGCCAGGAAAAAAACGCAAAAAGACAAGAAUAGCGACCAAGUGGAUGCGAGCACGUCCUUGAACGGCUGGAGAGAAUUGGCCGAAAAGGAGGAUAUUAAGUUGCUGAGGAGGGUGGAAAAAAUGGUGCCGACCGUCGAGCAGGAGUCUUCCAAGGAUCAGAUCGUUCCUUUGACCGUGGAGGAAAUUAAGCGGCACCAGGAGGCGACGCGUACCGACACCUUCUUCCAGAAUCUCUUCCUACGAAAUAGCUCGUCGACCGUACAAUCUCACGCAACCGCGAGAAAAUCCCUUGUCGGCGAGCGCGCAAAGAUGUUUCAGGACAUUGCGAGAGAGAGCUUCAAGUCGGAGCCGUCUCUAAAAUCCUUGAGCGUUUACCUGGCGCACAAGCGACCAGUUUCGAAUUCAAAGUUUAAGAACUGGGAGCGCGAGAGCGUCUCGUCCAGGAGUUCCAGUCCGUACGGAGUUUGCUGGCCCGGCCGGUCAGUUCUACAGAAGGUCAGCAAGUUCGACAGCUUGCUGGGCCUAGACGAGUUCAGCUCGUCCACCACAUUGCGCAAUCGGAGCCCGGAAUUGUCGCGGGAACAUGUGAAAGAGCGGAGUCUGAGCGAACCACCGCUGAAGACCCUGCCAGAAUCCAGAGAAUCUUCUCCACGAUCGUCUUCGCCGUCUCCAGCGAGAUCUCAAGCGCCUCGACGAAUUUGCAUUUUGAAACAAGACGACUCGAAUAUUCCGUUAACGAUUACCUCGAAGAAAGCGAGAGCUAGAAGCGUCGGCGAGGCGGAGGACGCGAGGCGGAGGAUGCUCGGUUCGAGCUUAUCAUUGACGAAGAGCACCGGCUCUUUGUCAUCGGUCGAUCGAGAGGACUAUCAGCAAUAUAUACUCGAGCUAUUACAUCACAGACGCAAAUCGAAGCGAUACAAGGACUUGUGUGACUUUUACACGAGCCUCAGCAGAAUGGAUCAGUUGGAGCGCACAUUCUCGUCCGGGGAUCUACGACCGAGGAUGAAGAACGAGGAAAUUAUCGACUACGAUCGUUGGAAGCGAGUUAGAUCGAAGGAGAAGGCGGAACAGGAACUGAAGGAGCUCUACGGGAAGCUGAAGAACGUCCAGCGCGACAAGGACUUUCUCUUUAGCGCGAAGGACGUUGAUAAGUUCAGAUGGCAUGGAGACUGUGGACUUCGCUGUAAAGAACGCUCCGUAGAAGACAUUCUGCAGUAUUUUAAAAGGCUCCAGAGCGAGGGGAACGAGCUGGAAUCUUCGAGGCUGGCAGCUAUCUCCUUGCAGAAGGAUACAUACAAACCUCUUUGGCGCGGCAGCUCGGUCGUGAACGUGGCGACCACGAUGCAGAAGAAGGCCAACGCCAGUCGAGACACCGAUAGAUCCGCCGAUUAUCAUCCAUCUCUUCAGAGAAGUCUUGGCGGCAGCAAAAAAUUUUGGAGCAGUCUUUCUAUUGAACAAGUGGCCAUCCUGAAGAAACAGCUGAAUGAAAUCUACGGUAGCGACAAUCUUCAGAAAUCUACAUGUCGAUCGAACGGCGAAAUCGUCGAAGGACCUCACGAGAUCAGCGAGGAUCAACGAUCUGUUAACGAAAAUCGCGAUGCGGCUAAAAGCGAAACCUUGACGAGGUACGAAAUAAUUGUGCCGCCUGAAGGUGAUUCCAAGGAUCGUCCUCAGGACGAUUCAAAAAGUCUUCAUGUGCGAUGCCACUCGAUGAUCGCAACGAACGAAUCGCCAAUGUUGCUGAAGGAACAGAGUUGCGACGCGACUCGAGUCGAAGGUAUCCUGAAGAAGAGCGAUUCCAUCGGUCGUUUGAAAGGGCUCGAGAGAUCCGAAUCCGAAAAAUCGAUUUCGCCGCCGAUGACGGAGCUAGAGAAGAAGAGGCUAUCGUUGACCCUCGGCAAGGAAGUACUGGAUAAGAUGACGCGAAGAAGAUUAUCCGCACCUCUAGCGCCUCGAGAGACUCGCGGUAGUAUUGCCGCUGCCUUGGCGAUCGAAAAAAUGCCAAAAAAAUCGUUUACGAAGGGCACGGCGAGGACAAUUUGCGCGUCUGACACGCCCAGCGUGGCCAGCACCUCUCCAAGGACAUGUUAUUCUCUCGAAGCGCCAUACAUCGAGGAUUCGACCAAAUCUAAAGACAAGAGCGAUUUUCUGCUGGUGUUGACGCCCAAUAACGAGAGUCCUACCGACAAGCAACGCGUGGAAACCGUACUCGAAGAGUGGUCGAAGAAACCGCCCUUGUUGGCCAUGGUAAUACCAUCGGAAAAAGCGAAAUCGAGCAAACUGGUCUCGAGCAGCGAAGUGGACAGCAUGACGGAGAGCUCGGAGGCUUCGGUGAAGACGGUGAUCCAGCGGAGCGGCGUGAUCGAGACGGAGGAUGUGUCGCGGAAGAUCGAGUUCUUCGAGAACGUGGAGAGGAGAGGGGAAUGGCAGCGAGAGGCAGCAACGAUGGCAACAACGACGACGUUUCGCGACAAGAAGAAGCUGUCGUCGUCGCAGAGCGUCGCCGACCUGAAGGAGCUCUUCGGCGAGAUCGAAUCGGCCAAGUACAAUCCGCUCGGCGGCAGGAUCGGUCGAUCGCGAUCGACGUCGCCGUGCGAAAAAACGAUCGGCGAACGGCGGAAGGCGGACGAUAGCCCGACGCUGUCGGAAAUGACGAUGGGUAUGCGACGACAACAACGACAAUCGUUCCGCUCCUGUUCACGGGAGCGUGAACACGACGCGAGACCGCACAGCGUCAGUCCGUGUCGCGCGACCACGCGAUCGAACUCGUCCUGCAGCGUGGACAGCGGCAGCGGCUGGUUGCGCAGUUCGUCGCCGGAUCCCGAGAGAUAUUGGCGCGCGUACCUGAAGCUGGUGCGAAACGGCGCGGUGCGUAGACUGCGAGCGCGCUUCGAGAGCGCCGAGGAUCUAUCGCGGCGCGUUAAGGUCGCACCCGCGCCGAAGCGCUUCCGCAGCGAUCCGGAGCUGGCGCGGUGCUUGCUGAAGAGGACGAGCGAGGCGGCACGCGACGCCACGCGGAAAUCGUACGAGCACGACGUCGAUGUGGCGUGGUUGCGUAGGAGAUUCGAAACGACGAGGAGAGGACGGCCGCGAGGACGAAGAGGCGAGUCGCCGCCGAUCCCGCGGAUGCCGUUGCGCCGCGAUAAUCUCUCGAUGCCGCACAUCGACGUCAUCAGCAAAACCGCCGAGUUGAAGGAGCCGCAAGUUACCAGCACCGUCACCAACCACGUGGCCAGACGAGCGGAGACCGAGGAACUGGAAGCGAGGAGACCGGUCUGCCGAAUGCGGAGGAGAUUCGAGUCCCCGGACAUCGCCGGGCGGACGUCCAUAAUGGGCGAGAUGUUUACGUCGGCGCCGGAUGUUCGCGAACUUCGCGAUAUCGCGCCCUACUUGGCGGGGAAAUGGGUGGCUCAUCGGUAUCCCAGUCGUCACGAUAAUAUGCGCUCUCUAUCGUCGCCGGCCGAUCUUGAGAUUCAUCGAGGCUCCUCGAAGACGCGUUUUUCCUCUCCCGGAGGGAAGAGACCGGAACGACCGCGCGCCACUUCUUCAUCGCCGACUCGACCGAGACCACCCGCGUCGAUUCUCAAAUCGUCGCAGACGAUUGCCUUCGCCGGACAACCCUUCGACCCCGACAAGCACAGACCGAGGUUCAGGUACCAACCACCGCCCCCGCCGCCCUCGCCCAUCGCCACGCGGAAGCGUAGAUCCUGGUGGCCGACCCUGCCCGUCUACACGGCGCGGCCGACCGUCACCUUCGAAGAAUACUCGAAUGCACCCCCGCCGCCGCCAAAAUCCCAGCACUGCAGGGACAAUCGUCAAGAAUCGCCGAGGCGUUAUGUGGAGGGUGAGGUGACGAUUCACUAUCGCUCGCCGGUGCGUACAGAGGCGAAGGAGCCGCUGAGCGAGGAGGAACUCGCGCGACGAAGCGCAGAGAACAUGCGGCGCGUCUACCAGGAGGAACGUCGUCGCAAGUAUCUCCAGGAGUUGCACGACAUCGAUUCCCGCAGGCACACGGAUAACUUUAUACCCUCGCAGAAGUCGCCCAUACCUCUGAAUCGCUACGACGACUUCGUGGACGAUCUGAGCCAGCGAAGUCGGUCCCAAGAUCAAACACCGGAACCGCGUUUGGUCGCGCGGGCGCUCUACAACUUCGUCGGGCAGUCGUCGCGGGAAUUGACUUUUCGACGCGGCGACAUCAUAUUUGUCCGACGACAGGUUGACAAGAACUGGUACGAAGGAGAAUACAAUGCGAUGAUCGGACUGUUCCCUUCCAACUAUGUUGAGAUUCUACCGUACGAUGGUACGAUGCGAACGACACCGAAGAAGGCUCACGAAGGACAGGCACGGGCCAAAUUCAACUUCAUUGCCCAGACUAAUCUCGAAUUGUCUUUAGUGAAAGGCGAAUUGGUGGUCUUGACGAGAAGAGUCGACGAAAAUUGGUACGAAGGGCGCAUAGGAAACAGAAAGGGAAUAUUCCCGAUCUCUUACGUUGACGUCAUCGCGGAGCCUGGACAUCGAUCAGAGACACCGAUUCAAAACAAACCGGUCGCUUCUCCGGCGGCGCACAGUCUCCUAGCGAACGGCUCGUCCGGAGGGAAACUGAGUAUGGGACCCCAUCAUUACGUGCCGUCCAUUCCGGUCAAUAUCAACACAACCCAGCCCCAUUACAAUUCACUGCCACGUAUGGGAGGGAGCAAGUUGCAUGUAUCACAACUCAGCGAAACGUUGCACAUCGACACGCAUUCGGAACCAAUCCCGUAUCGAGCUUUGUACAACUACAAGCCGCAAAACGACGACGAGCUGGAGCUGAAGGAGGGCGAUACGGUAUACGUUAUGGAGAAGUGCGACGACGGAUGGUACGUCGGUUCCAGUCAAAGAACCGGCUACUUCGGCACCUUUCCAGGGAACUACGUGGAGAGAUUGUGAGGAAGGUCGACGAUCCGGGACUUGGACGCCGCGCGGCGUAUCAAGGCCCAGGAUAAUAUUCACCAAAGCAUUAGACGGAAUCGUUAAGGUAGACAGCGAAUUUCUCGGCGUUUAACCCGAUCGUUCCCGGCAAUAUAAACGCCCUAUCAGCAUCUUCGAUUAUCAUGAUUAUUAUUUUAUCUAUUUUAUUUUAUGUUUGCAAUUUUAUUUGACCCGCAUAUUAUAUGAAAAAAUCUUAAUAAUUGUCGUCUCAUUGUCUUUUGUAGCUUAAUAAUUAAAUUUUAAUCAUAUGUUUAUAUUUUCGAUACUAUUUGAACAUAUUUAAGAUAAUAAUUCUAUGAUAAUACGCGAAAAAAAUUCAUAUAAUUAUACGAUACACGUAAUUCGCGAAAUGUCACCAAUACAACGAAUAAAACGUCUAAUUAAAUCCACGCGAUCGUGCCUAUGUCGCACAAAAAUACUUUCCGAGUUUGGAGAAUAUGAUUAACAAUCAUAUCAUGCAACGUGGGCAAUAUUUUUAUCGCCCUGAACGAUGAAUAAUUUGAAAGGCGAGAGGGUUAAGCGUUCAGAAUGAAAUGUAAAGAAUGUCACACGAGUCUUCCUUUUUGGAUCUAACGAUGAAGUUAUCGAUAACGCAAUUAAGAUAAAUAUUAAAAGUGUGUUUGCGGCGAGGCGUAAUGGAGCUCUCAUACGAUCAGAUUGUUAUCGCUAAAGAGUCAAUAUCCGAAAUAUUUAUUGAUAUCAAUAUACAUCAUCUCUUGCAUCUAAUGUCACAUAACGAAUGUUCGAUAUGAUUCUCAUACAAUCUCUUAAAUGAUUUUAUUGAUAAAAUGAGAAAUUGAAAAAAACGGAAUUAAUCACUGAUCGUAUCAGGGCCCUUUUUCUGGCGUCGGAUUUACCAAAAGAUUUAGCAAGAUAGUCCGCUAGGAUACGUGAGUUUGUAAGUAGAGUUUGUAAGUAGUGUACAAUAACGAUUUUAGUAAAUUAUUGUUAUAGCUGUUCCUGACAAAUGCGCUUUCCGCUAUCCAGGAAAAUAUUGUCAGGUCGACGUCCAACGUGUUGAGACGUAGUAUCAUCGAAAAAAAAAGAAGCGUAGAGAAAAUACGACAUCGAAGAGUUUCGAAGUAUCCGAGAUAGCGGAUAAUAUAAUUUGACAUUUUAGGACGGUUGUUUUUCCCGAGAGGCAAGAAUUAUCAUCCACACGCGGAGACUUGUUUUAAAUUAGAGAGAACGGUUUCCCCAUGAUUUCGUAUACUGUAGAUAAAAUCGGUCACUGUUAUUGUUGGAUUCGUGAGUAUUUCGAGACUAACGGACUUAUAAUUGAAAGUUUGCCUACCCAAAUUAAUAUUUUUGUAAACAUUAUUUGUACCCAGAGAGUUAUAUAUAAAUAUACAACAUAUAUAUAGAGUAGAUAUAUAUAUCUAUA